AUGACUGGCAGCACUCCAUCCAAGUCAUUCCGCUUCCGUGAUCUCCCUAGUGAAAUACGCAAUAAGAUCUACCGCAUCAUCUUGUGCGAGUUCGAUCACUCGCCCAGCCAAUUCGAUGAUGACUUCAUGGAAGACGUACUACAAUUGCCGCGCGUCGAACAUCGUAUCGAGACAUCCAUACUUCGAACAUCGAAGGAAAUAUACCGCGAGGCUUACGAUAUCAUGGUGAAGACUAACCGCUUUGUCAAAGUGACAUCGGUGGACGGUUUGCCUGUUAUAGGCGCUCUCAGCGGACAGCAGACUCCAGUGGUCACCCAGGAAAAGUUUCUCGUCGACCAGUUCAAAGGGUAUGUGCUCAGUGUGCACUUUGGCCUGAAGAAGUCUUCGAGAAAUUCGGAUUGGUAUGAGCCUCUGACUGCCAUGAUGUUACAUCGGCAUCUGGACAAACUUUGCCAAGGUAUCAAAGAUGGAGAUGCGCACUCGCCAGGCUUCAGUGAGUCUCUCAAGAUCUCAAUCAGGAUGGCACCUGUCCUGGACAAUAUACGAAGUAACAACAUAAUGCCCUCCUUUGAUGGUUUCUUCUCGGAGAAGAUGCAGAAAACCUUGUUCGCACCCCUAAGGGCCAAUCUCCAUGGUUACAAAGGGGUUGAAGUCAAGGGGCAUGUCGAUAGCAGCGUCGCAACAGCUCUGCGUCAAGACAUUGCAAAAAAUCCAUACUCUGAUCCUGCAGCGAUCCUAGCCCAGUACAUGGCCGCAAAAGAGGAAGGAACUCGUCUAUUCCACAAGGGUCAACAUGAACUUGGAUGUUUGAAAUGGCAAGACGCCACAGUCGAGAUCGACAUGUUGAUCGUCUCAAGCUCUUGGCCUGACCUGGUUCGUCAAGGAAAGGAGGCGUUCGUUUCGCAGUUUGCCCAGGUCUAUUUCAUUAUGCGUCUCAACAUCAUCCACGCCCAGCUUUCCAAUUGGUCGGAGAAUUCCUUUGUCGCCGGGGUACCGGCUGAUGACUCGCUGAACUGUGCCUUCAAGUCGCUUAAGCAGGACUACUGGAUGAAGGGAUAUAAGCACACCGUGUCUGCCACACACAGGGCAAAACUGCUGUUUCGGUAUGCAACCUUUCUGAGGUUGGAAGCGGACCCUAGGAAGAAAGAACUGGCCCUGAAAUCCAUCAACCUGGCUGUGCAGAAGCAACCUGGAGAUCCAGGUAUUUUGAGAGAGAAGGACAAGAUCCUUGAGUGGAUGAGGCAAUAG
Messenger RNA from Bipolaris maydis ATCC 48331, 1248 nucleotides. The record is from RefSeq and is a predicted model, not a curated record. Lineage: Eukaryota; Fungi; Ascomycota; Dothideomycetes; Pleosporales; Pleosporaceae.